CGGAAGACAUACAUACAGAGAACCCCCAGCCGAGACGCAACACAACAGUAGUCUUCUUCUUCACCUUCCUGUUUCUUGUUUCUUGUUCCCACAAGAUCUCGACUCCUAAUUCCUAUAAACUAACUAGUCUAGGAAAAUAAAGUCAACUUAGAGAGACCUUAAUCAAAUGCAUCGGCGCACAAAUCCCAAUUUCUUGUGAUCCAUGCCGAAGCACAAAUCAUGGGAUAUUCGCUUCCCCGAAUAUUGAGCGAGUCAGUUAGUUAGUUUAUGAGAUGAUGAGAUCAUAAUCCGAAAAAUCAUCACCCAUCUCCAAAAGGAAUCUCAUCUCAUCUCAUCUAUUUAAACAGCCUCAGUUCCAGUAGCCUGCGUCUCUAUCGCGUUGCAGACUCUUUCUUUCUUCUCAGCAUGUUGGGCGGUGGCCGGUGCCUGGGCCUGGCGGCGCUCCUCGCCGCGCUCUUCCUCGUCGCCGACGCCGGGGUGACGAGCCGGUACCGGCGGAAGCUGGAGGCGACGGCGGACAUGCCGCUGGACGCCGACGUCUUCCGCGUGCCGCCGGGCUACAAUGCGCCGCAGCAGGUGCACAUCACGCUCGGCGACCAGGACGGCACGGCGAUGAUCGUGUCGUGGGUGACCCCCAACGAGCUGGGCAACAGCACGGUCAUGUACGGCGUCGCGCCGGACAGGCUGGAGCUCCGGGCGGAGGGCGUCCACACGCGCUACGACUACUUCAACUACACCUCCGGCUUCAUCCACCACUGCUUCCUCAAGAACCUCAAGCACGGCGCCAGGUACUACUACGCCAUGGGGUUCGGCCACACGGUGAGGACCUUCUGGUUCACCACGCCGCCCAAGCCGGGGCCGGAUGUGCCCUACAAGUUCGGCCUCAUAGGCGACCUUGGGCAGACGUUCGACUCCAACAUCACCCUGUCCCACUACGAGCAGAACGGCGGCGACGCCGUGCUGUACGUUGGCGACCUCUCGUACGCCGACAACCACCCGCUGCACGACAACAACCGGUGGGACACGUGGGGCCGCUUCGCCGAGCGCAGCGCCGCCUACCAGCCGUGGAUCUGGACGGCCGGCAACCACGAGCUGGACUUCGCGCCGGAGCUGGGCGAGACGACGCCCUUCAAGCCCUUCACCCACCGCUACCCGACGCCGCACCGCGCCGCCGGCAGCACGGAGCCCUUCUGGUACUCGGUGCGCCUGGGCUCGGCGCACGUCGUCGUGCUCGCCUCCUACUCCGCCUACGGCAAGUACACGCCGCAGUGGGCGUGGCUGCAGGCGGAGCUCAAGCGCGUCGACCGCCAGGUGACGCCGUGGCUCGUCGUGCUCAUGCACUCGCCCUGGUACAACAGCAACGGCUACCACUACAUGGAGGGCGAGACGAUGCGGGUGCAGUUCGAGCGCUGGCUCGUCGACGCCCGGGCCGACCUCGUCCUCGCCGGCCACGUCCACGCCUACGAGCGCAGCCACCGCGUGUCCAACGUCGCCUACGACAUCGUCAACGGCAGGUCCACGCCGGUGCGGGACGCGGCGGCGCCCGUCUACGUGACCAUCGGCGACGGCGGCAACAUCGAGGGCCUCGCCGACAACUUCACGCAGCCGCAGCCGAGCUACUCGGCGUUCCGGGAGGCCAGCUUCGGCCACGCCACGCUCGACAUCAGGAACCGGACGCACGCCUACUACGCCUGGCACCGCAACCAGGACGGCGCCAAGGUCGUCGCCGACGGCGUCUGGCUCACCAACAGGUACUGGCUGCCCACGCAGGACGACGACACAAACUGAUGAUCCAUUUGCUAACACGAAAAUGGACACUAUUUUGUUUUCUCAUGAUUCUUGGAUUGUAAUGAAUGAAUGGUGAAUGACAAAGAUAUCAACAGCAUCUGGAGGAGUUCCUAUUUUAUUUGCCCAUCAAAAUAAAGCACGGGAGUGGGCCGUGUCAUAUAUAUAUUGGGCUGGGCUCAAACCAAGAAUGUAAGUAUGUAACACGGGCCGACUACACGGCCCGCGCCAUGAUUCUGUUCCACAAGUUCCUGCUCAGCUUCCCUCAAAUAAGAAAGAAAAAAAAAAGGAAAGAAAACGAGUUCCAGCUCA
Panicum virgatum (switchgrass) is the source of this 2097-nucleotide messenger RNA. RefSeq names its product purple acid phosphatase 2-like. The coding region runs from base 406 to 1788 and encodes 460 amino acids. Gene Ontology annotation, molecular function: metal ion binding; acid phosphatase activity. The record is from RefSeq and is a predicted model, not a curated record. The transcript is spliced from 3 exons. NCBI's taxonomy places the organism in Eukaryota, Viridiplantae, Streptophyta, Magnoliopsida, Poales, Poaceae.